Molecule: messenger RNA, 11304 nt
Organism: Phyllotreta striolata
Lineage: Eukaryota; Metazoa; Arthropoda; Insecta; Coleoptera; Chrysomelidae
Source: the annotation of a GenBank genome assembly
AUGGACAACAAACGCAAGAAACUAUCCUACCUCUUCUCCAAGUUCCCCCUCACCCAAGUGCACGAAACAGAACUAACAAACGUGCCGAGAGAGGUGAGCAAACUACUCGAAGCCAAGCGGGAGAAGCGUCGGAAAUUGCUCGAAAGUAUGUACGAAAAAUGCAGAAGAACCUCCGCGACUCCGCUUCGCCAUGGAAGGUUCCACUUGUACGUGGGCCCCUCGAAUUCGGUGCAGCUGGCGCGCCCGGCCUGCCGGCCCUUCUCCAUCGAAUUGCCGCGCGCGGAGGAGAAGAACAUCCGGCGGAGGAUCCAGGCGAGAGGCCUGGAGGACGAGCACCCGCGAACGGUGGAGGAGUUUAUCGGCGAGGUGAAAAGCGAGUACGGGAACGUCAUCAGGCGCACCGGGAUGAGCCUGAAGAUCAAAUCGGAGGGGCGAUUCGUCGUCGGGCCGUUUAAAUUCGCCGGGCGCACGGAGCGGUAUAGCGAGUUUUUGGUGAUCAGGAAGAUAUUGGGCAGGAGAUGGCUGCUGCAUUGUGGUGUUAUUAGGAAAAUUCAGGGACAGUGCAUUACGAAUCUACCGGCGAGGUUUUUCCAAUUCGAGCCGGCUGAUGUGAUGGCGAUCGACGAAAUCCAAAAGCAAUUCGACAAGUUUGUUGAACUUACUAAAAGUAUUAUCAACGAUUUCUACAGAAACAUUAGAGAAGUUAUAAUGACAGAGAAGAAGAGGAUUACUUCUAAUAUUCGCAAUAUCAUCAAAGGUUUAUUAAUUUUACAUAUAAGUACGAGCGUAAUGGAAACUAUUAACAGUAUCGUAGAUUUUACAAUUAUUAAAAUACCUAAAUCUUAUUUAUUCAUAGAAAUAAAUUUCGAAGAUAACAAUCUUAUAAUGAACCCUACUUCUGAAAAACUCGAAACAACCUACAACAAUCUCAUCGAUGACCUACUAGAAUGUUGCAGCGAAUUGUGCAUCGAAGAAUACCCAGAAAAAAUCAAUUUAUACAUAACAGAAGAAUUCAUAAUAUCAUCAAAAACUCAAAUUAAACGCAACAUAACCUCACAAUACGAAACAAUCCUCCAAUAUUUGCACAACAUCGACGACAAAUUGUGCUGUAUAUACAAAAAUCUCAACUCGAGCGAAUUCCUGGAGAGCAUCGCCGAUAUCACAAUAGAAGAAGGCUGCGAAGCCAUCAACCAUUACAAGCGCUUCCUGGGAAUAACCCUUCGUAUACCGGACCACGAAUUCUUCCGCGUAGCCACAGUAUCGUUCGUUAACUACAAAAGUAAAUUAAGCGACGCCAUCACCAGCAACGCCGACCUGGUAUUCGAGAAGCUGGCCAACCAGCACUACUGGGAGGUGAACGAUUUGUGCGAGAGCUUCGAUCACAUCAGGCUGCGGGCCGGGCUGGCGCCGGAAACGACCGAGGAGCUGGUCGAAACCGGCAAAUACAUGAAUUACGUGAAAACCGAGCGAUCGGAUGCACUCGAACAAAGAGUGCACGAGGCCCUGUUGUCUCUGUGCCGCAUCAUAGAUUUGGGCCUGAUUAGCGACCAGCACCGGGAAUUGAACUGCCGAUCGAUAGGGUGGCUGGAAGAAAUCGCGCCCGUCAUCGAGAAUUAUACCGGCGCGUUCGAUGCGAUGAAGUACGAGGCCGAGGAGCGGCUGCAGAGGACCGUCGAGGACGUGGGCGAGAUGAUCAGGAAGGUGUUUCCGUUGCUCGCUUAUCUGGACGAUAUGGAUAAUAUUGCUAGUUGCCAUAGUUAUAUACAUUUUAUUACGUUGCAUAUGAAGAAGAUUAGGGAAAUCGAGGUGCAAAUCGAGUGGAUCAAUCAGGAGGAGACCACCCUCAGUUUUCCAAAAUCCACAUACCCGGAAUACGAGGAACUAAAGAAAUACAUCUACCCCUUUCACCACCUGCUCCACCUCUGCCUCAAAGUAGACCUCAGUCUAUCGGCUUGGCAAGACGGCCCGUUCGAAAACCUCGACUACGCCUCCACCAAAACCACCGUGGAGCGAUACCACAAAGAGCUCACCGACACCUACAAGAUCUACCGGCAGAAGCUGCGCCAAGCCCAAGACGAGAACCUGCCGCUGAAGUUCAAAGGCACCGUCGACGACCCGGACAUCCUCAACUGGCCGGCGCCGCUGAAGCUCUGCGGCACCGCGCUGCGCCGCAUCGAGGACUUCAAGCCGACGGUGGAGGUGAUGCGGAUCAUCUGCAACAAGUGCCUGAGGGAGAGGCACUGGUCGGCGCUGUCGGAGAUCGCCGGGGCGGACGUCGCCCCCGACGCCGGCGCCACCCUCCGGAAGAUCAUGGCGGUGGAUUUCUUCGGCAGGCUGCAGGAGUACGAGAUCAUCAGCGUCGGCGCUACGAAGGAGACGCUGCUGCUGGGCCAGUUGCGCUCGCUGCAGGAGGAGUGGGAGGGUAUCGAUUUCCAGGUUUCUGCUGAUGGAGCGUACGGUUUGAAAGUGCUGGUUGGUUUGGAUGAAAUCGAAACUGUUUUUAACGAUCAGAAUACGAUUAUUUUUAACAUGCAAGGUUCGGUGUUUGUGAAGCCGUUCGAAAAAGAAGUGAGCGAGUUUCAUGAGACUAUUAAUAGGAUAUCCGAUACUGUGCGAUAUUGGAGCAAAAUUCAAAAUAUUUUAUUAAAAUUGUUCCCUCUGAUUUCCAUACAAGAUUUAAACGAGAUCAUACCGAAUGAAACGAAUUUAUUGAAACGAGUUAUCGAUGUUUAUAAUAAAUCGAUUAAAUUAAUCGAAAGUGUACGAAAUUUGAUAAUCGAAAACAAUCAAAUUACAAGCAUCAGCAACAACAGAAACGAGAUUUUGCAGUUAACAAAUCCGAUACCUAUCGAAGAAACUUUGGAAAAGACAUUCAAAGCUCUGGAAUCCACAAUAAUCGAAACACUCAAAAACGAAAUUAUAGAAUGCUUAAAAACAUUCACAACACAACAAUUCCCGCAACAAAUCAACGAUUUUACCGAACAAACGCUAACAGUAGCAACGAACUGCAUUUGGACCGAAAACAUCGAAAUGGCCUUGUGCCUAAACUCGCACCAGCACCUUAAAAUACAAGCAAACAACUUACAAGAAUCAAUCAACGAAAAAAUCCAACACCUAACCAACACCACCAACAACAACAAACACAAAAUCAACAGCGUAAUAACCGCGGAAAUCCAUUUAAAAAACGCAAUCGAAACGAUCCUCAGCAGCGGAGCAAUAUCAGCGAACAACUUCGAAUGGGAAGCGCGCUUCAAGCACCGCUUAAAAAACGGCCUUAUUAAAGUCGCCGUAAUGAACUUCGCCAUCGAUUACGCGUACGAAUAUCUGGAAAGUUUCCGGUACAUAAUAACAUCGGCAACCGAAAGGGCGCACCGAAUGUUAAUUAGUACUUUCUGCAUGAAUUAUUUCGGUUUAAUCACCGGCGAGCAGGAUUGCGGCAAAUACGAGACGCUCGAAAUUUUAGCGUCGAUUUUCGGCAAUUACGCGGUGAAAUUCGGCUGCAGCGAAGGAUUAAGCGGCGCGGUAAUCGAAAGAUUCGUAAGAGGCGCGCUGUUGAACGGUUCGUGGAUUUAUUUCGAGGACUUCGCCAGCUUGAAAGCGAGCACGGUAUCGUCGAUAAGCGAGUACCUGUUUAGCGUGCAAACUGCGAAAAAGGAGAAUUCGCAACACUGUAGGAUCGGCGAGGAUUUGCUGAGCUUCAAACCGAGUUGUUUCAUAUGCGUAAGUACUAAGAGAAAUUCGUUUGACGAGCUGCCGGAUAACGUUAAGAAUUUGUUUCGAGUUACUGCGAUUAUUGCACCGGAUGUGGAGAAAAUUGUGGAAAUUACCUUGCAAAUCCAAGGGUUUAGUACACCUCGUAUACUAGCGAAAAAGAUUACUUAUCUAGUCAAUUACAUAAUCGAUGUAGCAUCGGAAGAAUUGAGCUACAUCAAAGGUUUGGGCAAAUACACGAGAAUUCUCGCAGAAUGCUCCAAAUUGAAAACUAACAAUUUCAACCAAAACGACGUUAUCCUCACCGCACUCAAUAACACCAUAGCUCGAAUAAUCCCAAAUAAAUACCACGCAGAAUUCCACGCUAUUUCACGCUCACUAUUCCCGAAUUCAAACCUAAUAAUACCAAAAGACGAUACUACAUUCCAAGAAGCAAUAAAAACCCUCUGCGGGGAAGACAAUUUCCAAUACAACGAAGAACUCGGCAGUAAAAUCCGCGAAGUGUACGAAACCCUCCAGCACAACCCGUCUCUAGUAAUAGCAGGCUCGUUAACCAGCUUCAAAACAACCGCCAUCAAGCUCUGCGCGAAGCUGUUCGAAAAAUCGAACUGCCGUCUGCAAUUAUCCUACGUAACGCCGAAUUGCUUCGAUUAUCGCAGUUUGUACGGGCGCUUCACUGAUUGCUCGGAAUGGCAGGACGGAGUCGUAACGAAAUUACUCAGAUCGAGCACCGCGGACGAUACGGAUAGUUUGAUAGUUUUCGACGGGGGCAUUAAUUAUAAUUGGAUCGAGAACGUAAUCGGCGUUCUCAAAGAACGGAAAUUGCACUUGGAGUCCGGGGAGAUCCUGGCGAUGCGCCCGAAGACCAGGCUGGUGUUCGAGGUGGAAGAUCUGAAUCAUUGCUCUCCGUCGAUGAUAUCCCAUUCAACUGUAGUAUACAUCAAUUACAAAUCAACCGAUUGGGAAGUAAUAGUCCUAUCGUGGAGCGAUACCAGCAAGUCCGAAUGGAUGAAGGAGCAUCGUGAGUACAUUAGAGAUAUAUUAUGUUGGUUGCUGAGGGCUUGUUUAGAAUUUAUUCAGAAGAAUUGCGUGGCUCUCUACGCGAUUAGCGAUGUAAAUUUGGUGAAUAACGUGAUAGACUUGACCACAUUGGUUCUGGACGAGGCUUGUUCGAGGAAUAAGAGAGAAGAGGAUUGGAAGAAUUUAACGACUUGGAUCCAGGCGACUAUUAUCCAGACUGGAAUGUUGGGAAUGGGUUCUUUGUUGGAUGUGGCAUCGAGGCAGAAAUUUGAUGAGUUCUACAGGUUGUUGUGGAGGGGCCAAAAUCAGUUAUAUCCUUAUCCUAAAUCGUUUGCGAAACUCGAAGUGGGAAUCCCCCAGGACGGUCUAAUAAUCGAGUAUCAGUACAUUUACAAACAAAGAGGCAACUGGAAAUCGUGCCAAGACUUGCUUAAAGCCGAAAAACCGUUCGAAAUGCCCUACGUGAAAAACAUAUUCGUGCCCACAGUGGAAACUUUAAAAUACAUAAAUAUCAUAAACUUGCUGCUAAACAAUAAUCUACCGGUUUUAUUAAUAGGACCUACGUGUACCGGUAAAACCGCCAUAAUUCAAACAAUCCUACGGACAAAACUGGAGGAAGACAAAUGGGACGUUUCCCACAUAAAUUCCAACACCUACUUAAACUCGAAAGAAUUGCAGGAAAACGUUCUAUCAAAGUUAAACAAGAAACAAGGCGGCGUAUACUGCCCGUCCAAAAACAAACGUUUCGCAAUGUUCAUAGAUAAUUUACACCAAACACCGUCAGAUAAAUAUAACAAUUCCCAAUGCAUCGAGCUACUACGCCAACAUUUAGACCACAAAAUCUGGUACGACCUCGACCGAUCCGGCGAAAUAUCCAUCGAAAAUCUCACCCUCAUCUCCGCCAUGGACAACUCCAUCCCCAACAAAUCCAUCAACCGGAGAUUCUUGAAGCACUUCCGCGUGUUCGGCUUCAACGAGGUCACCGAUGAUACCGUCUCGAGAAUCUACAGCAACGUUUUGCUGCACUUCUGGCGCCGCGGCGGGUUUCCCAGCGACGUUACCAACCUCACAAAUCAAAUCGUUAACGCCACCUGCAAGGCGUACAGGAAAAUUUCGAGCCGUUUCCGAGCCACCCUGAAGCGCCCUUAUUACUGCUUCAAUCUCAACAACAUCUCCGAUGUGAUCGAUGGUUGUAGAUUGCUGAGAAAGGAAACCUACGAUGCCAAUAAAAAAAUCAGCGCGAAGUUGUGGGUAAACGAAUGCUUCAAAGUGUUCGGAAACCGGUUGGAUGCUCGGGAUAUUUGCGAAUUAGAGGAUAUCGUGAGAGAUAUUUUAGACUCGAAUUUCAACGAGAUUGCUAACGAACUAAGCGAGUUGUCCAAAAUAACCCUAACUACAAUCAACGAUAAAGAAAAAUACGAGGAAUUAGACAGAACUGCUCUAAUAGACACUCUAAACAACGAGUUGUUGCGCUACAACAAUUCCAAUUCGAUUAAAAUUAACGUGGCGUAUUUCGAGUACGCCGUAGAAAAAAUUAUCAGAAUCACUCGAGUACUUUCGAUUCGGCCGGGAAACGCGCUGUUUUUGGGCGCCAGCGGGCUCGGGAAAGCAUCGUUAAUCAAACUUGUUUCGCACGUUUACGGCUAUCCGAUCUACCAGCCGCUAAUAACCGAAAACUACGCGAUCGAUAAUUGGAAGAAGGACCUGAAGCGGGUUUUGAAAGAAGCCGGCGCCGUCGAACGCGAAUUAGUUUACCUCGUCGACGAGCGGGAUGUGAUAGACGAAGAAUUCCUGCAGUACGCGGAUUUGCUGCUGGGAACCGGCGAUGUUUGCGAUAUCUUCGCGGCCGAGGAGAAGCAGGAGAUACUGGAAUUGUCGCGAUUAUCCGCCCAAGGCGGCAACAGGAACUUGGAUAUCAGCACGUCGGCGGUGUUCAUGCACUUUACGGCGCGAUGCAAGUACAACCUGCAUCUGAUACUAUCGCUUUCGAUCGAAUCCAAAACACUCAGGAACCGCUUCUACAAAUUCCCAUCGCUUAAAAACUGCCACACGAUUUUCUGGGACGAUUGGCCGGACGAGGCUCUACGAGAAAUAGCCAAGCGGAAAAUCGACAAUAGUAAUUGCAUCGACACUUUCAUCCAUUUCCACCGCCACUUCCAACAGCUCUCCAUCGAUCUACCUCUCAAAUUACACAUUUCCCCUAUUUACUUCAUCCAUCUAACCGACUUGCACUCGGAAUUAUACUCCAACGAGAAAACUUUAAUCGAGAAUAAAAUCGAUACGUUCUCCCAAGGUCUCGGCAAGCUAUCCUACGCAGCCAACCAGAUCUUAGACAUGGAGCGAGUACUAGCCGAUUACACGCCCCAGCUAGCCGAGAUGACGGCCAAAGCCAAGGAAAUGACCGAGCAAAUAGCCCUCGAGACCAUAGAAGUCGAGAAGGCUUCGGAGCUGGUCCGCCAAGACGAGCAAAUCGCCUGCCAGCAAGCCAUCGUAGCCCAAAAUCUCAAAUCCGAAUGCGAAUCGGAGCUAGCGCAAGCCAUACCGAUCCUAGAAGACGCCAUAUCCGCCCUAAACACACUGAAACCCUCCGACAUAACCCUGGUGAAAUCCAUGAAGAACCCCCCGGACGCCAUCAAACUCGUCAUGGCGGCCGUGUGCGUCAUCAAGGACAUCAAACCCGACAGGAUACCGGACCCCAGCACCGGCAGGAAGACCUUCGACUACUGGGGCCCCAGCAAGCGCGUCCUGGGCGACAUGAAUUUCCUGCAGACGCUCAAGGACUUCGACAAGGACAACAUCAAAGCCGAGUUGAUGGUGAAAAUCCGCAAGGACUUCCUGCCGCACAAGGACUUCAAGCCCCACGUGGUGGCCAAGGCGUCGAGCGCCGCCGAGGGGCUGUGCAAGUGGAUCAUAGCCAUGGAUAUGUACGAUAAAGUGGCGAAGGAAGUGGCGCCGAAGAAGGAGAAGCUGGAGAAAGCGGAGAAAGAGUACGCCAAUACGAUGGAGAUCCUCAACCAGAAGAAGGACGAGGUGAAGAGGAUCGAGGAGAAGUUGAGCGCGCUGAACGCUCUAUUAGAUGAAUCCAACAAGAAGCAGCUGAUACUGCAAAGAGAAGUGGAUACGUGCAAUAAGAAAUUGAUCAGCGCGCAAAAGCUGCUGGGGAGUCUCGGCGAAGAGCAGCUCAGGUGGACCGAUGCAGUGAAGAAAUUAAAAAAACAACAAGAGCUACUACUAGGCAACGUAGCUCUAACUGCCGGCAUAGUGGCUUAUUUAUCUCCGCUAGAUUUUAUAGCGAGAAAUGAAGUAACUAAACGAUGGCAUCAACAUGUAAUCGAGCACCUGCCCUGCUCGAAUCAAUUCGAACUGGAGCUGGGCUUCUCUUCUAAAAUCGAUCUAGAGUCGAAGCAACAAAGCGAAUUACUGCGUGACCGGUUCUUCAAAGAAAACGUGCUUAUUUGCGAUUUCUCCAAGCAGCGUUCGAUCUUCAUCGAUCCCGAUUACCAAGCGGAGAAGUGGAUAAGAAAAAGCGAGAAAGGUAACCAUUUGGUAGUCACCACGUUCUCACAAGAUUGUUUGAGUGUAUUAAUAAAUUGCGUUGAAUCAGGUAGACCUAUAUUAAUUAACAAAAUUAAUAAUAUCCCUCGUUGUUUGUACGAUUUUAUUUCGAACCAUUGCUUUAACCAAGACGGAGCUACUUUUGUUAAUAUUAACAACAGUAGUGUUAGAGUUAAUGAGAAUUUUAGGUUGUAUUUAACGUGUAAUGUAUCCAACCCGAAUUUUCUACCGGAGUUAAUUAAUAAGAUUACCAUCAUCAAUUUCGCGAUAUCUUCUACAUAUUUGAAGAAGCGUUUCUUGAGAAUGGUUAGCGAAUUUGAAAAACCCACGCUGAAGAAACGCAAAAAGGAAAUCUACAGCAAGAAAAACAAACACCAAUUAGAUAUAUCUAACACCGAAAAGGAAAUAUUGCAAACUUUAUGCUCCUCUCAAGCCGAUAUAUUAGAAGACGAAGAAUCCAUUAAAAUAUUGGAGAAUUACAAGAUAAGUUUGAAGACCCUGAGGAGCGAUUACGAGGGUGCGCUCGAAGCGGAACGCUCGGUAUUCGAGUUCGCUGAUCAGUAUAAAAGCGUGGCGAAUUUCGUUACUGAUAUUUAUUUAUUCGUUAGUAAAUUGAAGCGUGUUAACCACGUUUACCAAUUCUCGUUCGAGUGCUUCCUUUACACCUACUACCAGACGAUUUUGUACGCGGAAAAAUCGAAAAUCGUAGCGAAAAGAUGCGAGAACAUCAAGCGGAAAUUCACCGAGGAAAUUUUCUCGAAAAUAAACUACACCCUAUUCGAGAAAGAUAAAUUCACCUUCGCCUUUAUGCUAACUAUAACUAUACUAAUGCAUAACAAAUCCAUAAGUAGCGAUGAGUUAACUGUUUUUCUCUCGAAUGUCUCCGAUGGAUGUUCCUGGUUGGAACUCGCCGCCUUGGAAAAUCUACCGGUAUUCCACAAAUUCCGAUCGAAUCUCAGAAUAAAUUUCGCCGCGUGGAAAACAUACUUAAACAACGCAUCAUUUACGCUCGCCCCCGAUUUACGACGCCCUCUAUCCAAUUUCCAAGCGCUCGUGCUAACGAAAACAUUCAAACCCCAUCACUUACACCACCACAUGAGACUGUUCGUCCGGCUCGAACUCGGAGAGGACUUCCUCGACCCGCCCCGGCUCCGGCUAAACCGAAUUUACAACGACUCCAAUUGCAUGUCGCCCAUCCUGCUGGUCAGCAACGCCGAGGAGUCCCUCGACGAGCUUCGCCUGCUGGUGAAGAAGAAGCAGCUCUCCCACACGUUCCGAUCGCUUUGCAUCGGCGAUUCCACAACGCCCGAUUGGCGCCGGUUCCUGCUCGAAGCGCAGGAGAAGGGCUACUGGAUCCUCUUCCAGAACUGCCACUUAGAUUUGUUGUGGGUGAGGGAUCUCGAAAAGCAACUGGAAUGCAUGAAUUACGACAACACCAACAACAAUUUCAGGCUUUGGUUGAGCACCGGGAACUCCCCUGAUUUACCCGUUAAUUUGUUGCAGAGAAGCAUCAAAGUUACCUACGAUUGCGGUGGAAGUUUCAAGAGUACUCUCGCUAGCUACUUCGAGAAGGAAUAUAUUUGCGAUUAUUUCUGCGGUAGCACGCCGGGCAAGAAGGACGUUUUCACCAAAUUGUUGUUCGGUUUGGUGGCCUUUCACUGUUGCUUGAUCGAGCGGCGCAAAUACGACCGCGUCUUGUGGAAUUUCCCUUGCAAUUACAGCGACGACGCGUUCGAAAUGUCAGCGAAAUUGCUGCAGGAAUUGCUGGCGAAUAGCGUUUCCUGCGAUCGCGUCGCCGAGAUUAUCGGAAGCUACCAGUACGGCGGGCAUCGGGAUUUGAAAUGUAUCGAGUUACUUUUGAAGGAUUUCAUAAACGUCGAGGUGAUCAGGAGCAAGAAGUAUUGUUAUAACGAAUUGAAGGAGUAUUGUUUGCCGAUGAAAACGGAUUAUUUGGAUUACUUGAAGGCGAUUAAAAGUUAUCCGGAUGUGGAUAAUGCCGAAUUGUUUGGUGUUAAUAAAAAAUUGUGUUCGGUUCGCUGGGAAAAUAUAUCGAAAGAAGUAGUUAAUACGAUGUCAAUUGUGUGGUGUAUACAAAAUAAAACUCCAAUUGAAAAUUACCAAACUUAUUUACUCGAUAAAGUUGAGGAGAUAUUUAAUAUGCUCCCGAACAAAUUAGAAAUUAAUAAUGAUGUUGUAUUGAAAUACGAAUUUGCUAGAUACAAUAAUGUUUUAGGUAACAUAUUAAAUUCUUUAAAACUCCUUAAAAAGUCGUUAAAAGGAGAGAUAGGUUUCACCGAGGAAAUCCAUUGUACCGCAACGAGCAUUUACAAUUCGCUAGUACCUCGAGGUUGGGAAAUUUUAUUUCACGCCACCAACGAGACCCUGAGCAAUUUCCUCGGAACUCUCAAUGAGAAAAUCAAUUAUUUGAGGAAUUUUCGAUUCGACGAAAAUUGCGUAUGGUUAGCGGCAUUUGCAUUACCGAGAGCGUUGCUAUCCAGAAUUAAAUUGAAACUAUCCGAAGUCGGCGGAAUUCCUGCAGAAGAUGUAACGUUUCGCUCCGCAAUUGUAAAUAGUAAUAAUGAAAUUUAUCCGGAAAAUGGCAUUUCAAUUACGGGCCUUUUUGCGGGCAACUCCAAAUGGGACUUAGACAAUCAGCGAUUCUGCGAGGCAACGUCUGAAUUAUUUAAUGCCCUUCCGCCGAUUCGUUUGCAACCUGUUUUAUGCUCGGAAUUAGACGGGGCCGUCGAGUUCCCUUUACUUCAAACGCACGAUUUCAAUUCCUUUAUUUGCAACGUUAAUUUGUUUAAAUUGCCUAUGCACAAACAUUGGAUCAAAAGAGGUGUUACCUUCGUCAUUAAAGCGCGAUUAAUGGAUAUAAUUAAAUACGAGCGCCCCGAGCUAAAAUACACAUACGCGGCGUGCGGGUUUUGCGGUUGUUCUACGCCCGUUUCGUUAGAAUUGAGUUUUAAUUGUCUGGCAAAAAUCCAGAAACGAGGGACCCAGUGCGUUUACUUCUAG